AUGUCUCAACGAAAAAAGCCAGAAAACGUGAGAAAGAAAGUGACCAAGACCGAAGAUGAAACGAUAUUUUCUGAACUGCCUCUUAACGUUGCCCAAAUUGACAUCAAUCAGAAAACUUGCAAGGACCUCGCUGCUGCCAAUUUGGCAGAGACAUUGCGGCUGCAGUCCAGAAUAAAAGAACAAGCCAAUCUGAUCUGUGUCCUUAAAGACAGAUCAGAUGAGCUGUUCAACCAAUCCCAAUGCCUGCAGCAGGUCAGAAAUGAACUGGAGAAGCAACUUGAAAGCUGCCAAAAAGAAGUGGUGCAAAAGCAGCAAAGAGUGGAGCUAGUCGAAAAAAGAUUUAUGGAUUUAGACGCCAACAGUCGAGCGAUAAUCGUCUUCAUGGAGGAGUACAAACACCACAAUGCACAGUUGAAGAUUGAAAACAAGCAGCUGCAGAUGGAAAACGACACGCUUUUCUCCCAUAAAAUACAGGAGAAAGAGGUGAUCAUUCAAAAGCUUACAAAGGAAAUCAAAAUAUUAAGAGAUGAGUUCACAGCUAAGGAGAAAGCGUACAAGGAGAAAAUAGCCCAAAGUGAAUCAACAUCCGAGAAACAAUUUAAAGACCAUCAACAGAGGGAGGCGGCAUUACUUGAACAAUUGCGUGAUGUUCAGCAGCAACAUGAGGCAGCAGAACAAAUGUGUAAAGCCUUUAAGCAAAAAGGUCUAAAAGCCGAGGAGCAGCACGCAUUGAGGGAAGCUACCAUGAGCAAAAAUAUUACAAACCUCACCAAAGAGAGGGACAAACUGCUGCGUACUUGUGCGGAACAAGAAAACACCCUACAGGAGAAGCUAGAAGAACUCCGGCUUCUUGAGGCACAAUAUAAUGAACAGAAAAUAGCUCGGACAAAAGCAGAGGAGAGAUUUAAACAGGAAGCACAGUUGGUGAAUGCAGAUAAAAGAGUCAAGUCGCUUAAAUUGGCCCUAGAAGAAGCCAGGGCAAAGUACGAAAAGUUGAACAAGGAUUUCGCGGCAUUCAAAGAACACAGCAUCGGUCUCCUUACUAAGGAAAGAGAACUAAAUAAAAUACUGCGACACUUGAGGACCUAA
Messenger RNA from Nerophis lumbriciformis (worm pipefish), 1089 nucleotides. The record is from RefSeq and is a predicted model, not a curated record. Lineage: Eukaryota; Metazoa; Chordata; Actinopteri; Syngnathiformes; Syngnathidae.